UGCUGUGGGCUCACAGUCUUGCAGGGAGAAGAUGCAGUUUCGGGAAUACUUCAUGCGUAGUUGGAAGCAAAUGCAUCGAGGGUUACUGAGUGUCGUAAUCGCGAUGUCCUUGUUUAUCAUCUCGUAUACACUCUACAAUGCUCGUGACUCCCCUCCCAACUCCUGUGCCCGACUGGGCCCCCCCCCAAUGUCGGAUGUCCCCUUCACCCCCACUUGCUCCCCCCGCUGGGACCUCCUCUUCCUCAAAACGCACAAGACGGGCAGCAGCACGGUGCUCAACAUGCUGUUCCGUUACGGCGAGCACAACAAACUGAGCUUCGCCUUCCCCUCCGGUGGCCGUAGCGACUUCGCCUACCCUGCCCCCUUCUCCCGCCGCUCCGUGGCCGGGAACCCUGCCAUCUCCUGCUUCAACGUGGUGGCCAGCCACAUGCGCUUCGAGCCAGAGGAGGCGGGCCGACUCCUGCCCCUGGAACGAGUCUACUUCACCCUGCUCCGGCACCCCGCCCGCCUCUUCGAGUCCAGCUUCCACUACUAUGGCCCCAGCAUCCCCCUGACCUGGCACCUGCCCGGCCCAGACAAGAUGGACGCCUUCCUGCGCAAGCCUCGGGCCUACUAUAACCCCCAGGCCUUCAACGCUCACUACCUGCGCAACCUCCAGUUCUUCGACCUGGGCCAGGACAAGGACAUGGAACCCAGCCACCCGGCCAUUCCGGGCAUCCUUCAAUCCCUGGAGGAGAGCUUCUCCCUAGUCAUGCUGACCGAGUACUUCGACGAGUCCCUGGUGCUUCUGAAGGACCUCCUGUGCUGGGACCUGGAGGAUGUGCUGUACUUUCCCCUCAACAUGCGGGAUCCCGCCCGUACUCCCCCCGCCUUGAGCCCGGCCGCAGAGAAGUUGGCCCUCUCCUGGAACCAGCUGGACGCCCUCCUCUACGCCCACUUCAACCGUACUUUCUGGCGCAAGGUCGACAUAUUCGGGCGUUGGCGGAUGGCGUGGGAGGUGGCAGAGCUACGCAGGGCCAACGCCAUGAUGGGGGAGGCCUGCCUGGAUGGAGGAGGUCCGGUUAAGGCAGGGCUGGUGAGGGAUCCCUCUCUGAGGCCCUGGCAGCCGGCCGGAGGUGCGGGCACCAUCAUGGGCUACAACCUCAGGCCUGGCUUGGAGGAGGUCUACCAGGACAUCUGCCGGUCCAUGCUGACCCCUGAAAUGCAGUACAUGUCCAAACUGGGUGCAAAUCUCUGGCGUGUCAAGGCCUGGUCCAUCCUGCGAGGGAUUCUGGGAUGGUAGAGUGGAGGGAGGAAGGAGGGGUUGAAGCUAGGUGUUUGGACCUCCUCGGCCUACUUCCCAGGCCUUGUUGCCAUGGGAACAGGAGUAGGCCGGAGAGUGACAGGCCUGAAAGUGGGGGCUGAAGAGCCUCUCCCUGUCCUCCUUGUGAUAGACUGGGGAGAGGGGGGGCUGAGCUCCCUCCUCUUCUCCCCCUGCUAUCUUCCACCCUUUGAAAACUCCGGCACCCUAACUCCACACCGAAAAUGAUUUGUUUAUAGUUGGCAUCUUUGUUUCUGGAAGUUGAUCAGUGUCUACCCUCAGAGAUGGGGUUGGGGAGGAGUAAGCAAGGGACUUUAUGGGGUUAAAUAAUUCUUAGGCAUCCCUCUCUCCCCCCUUCCUCCAAAAGCCUGUUCAUUGAUGUUUGACUGGGGUCACAAUUACAUCCCAUCUUUGGAGUUGUAGAGCUUGUGAUUGUCAUUAGAGCUGUAGCCAUCUUCCUUGAAUCUCCCAGCAUUAACAGUCUUUCCUCCGAUAUUUGACAGGGCUCACUUUCCUGCGGUCCCUUUAAAUUCACCGGGAUCCUGCUUCCAACACUCCAUUUAAACUCACCAGAACCCUGUUCCCACUUCCUUUGAUCUCAUUGGGAUCCUGUUCCCCGCUCCUGCUUUAAACUCCCGGGACCCCACCAGAGGAGAGUGGUGAGGCAUGAUAACUACAGAUGAUGGAUUUGUAGGGACUGUAAGUAGGUAGAGGAGGAGGAAAGUGGUAAAAAAAUGCUGGAAGUGUGAAGGACUGAAAACUGCUGUUUCUGAAAUAAAAGAAAAAGUU
Messenger RNA from Leucoraja erinaceus (little skate), 2089 nucleotides. Its product is annotated as galactosylceramide sulfotransferase-like. Gene Ontology annotation, cellular component: membrane. Bases 32 to 1282 code for a protein of 416 amino acids. Gene Ontology annotation, biological process: myelination; galactosylceramide biosynthetic process. The record is from RefSeq and is a predicted model, not a curated record. Gene Ontology annotation, molecular function: galactosylceramide sulfotransferase activity. Lineage: Eukaryota; Metazoa; Chordata; Chondrichthyes; Rajiformes; Rajidae. The transcript has 3 exons.